CAAGAGUCUGAUGAGUAAACUUCUGUGAUUCGCUCCUGAUCGUCCUCAUUCGCCGUGCAGUCUACGGGUGAAGGGGAGUGUACGCAAUACGGAUCCAGAAGCUCAUUCAGGGCGUACACAAGCACCUCGAAGCGCGCUAGCCACGAUGCCAUCCUUCAACAGUGGCGACGGGCUCGACGCGUCUGCGAUGGAUCUCGCUGCUCUCUCUUCGCAAUUGUCAGCAUCGCGCGCAGCAGUGGCUGACAGGAUCAUGGCCCAAAUGCAAGCAGCAAGCUUGGCCAAUUCGGCCCCUGAGCAGCCUAGCAAAAAGCGCAAGAAGGACUCCGAAACUUCCCGCAGCGGACCACGCCCUCCCACUUUGGGACUUGGAGCCGCGCUGCCUCUAGCUGGCACUUCAGCGUUGGGGGCAGGGCCCAACCGAUCGGACAACAGGCUCAAAGGUGCUUUGACUGGUGGUGCUCGAGCUAGAGGGGCAAAAAGAGAUCGAGAGGCACAAUUGGCGGAAGACCGCAGGGCUGCUGAUGAAGCGCGAGAAGCACAAGAGAAGCAGGAGGAAGAGGAGCGGACAGAUGGAAGGAGCGCCAAUGUCAAGAAGCGCAAAGAUCGUCAAGAUCCGUUUGCACAAAUCACUGCUGUGUCCAGUGUCAAAGGCGCGGAGGCGGAGCGAGCUCAAGCGACAAGGAAGGAAGAUCACAGCGGAAAGUCCAUUGGCAGCCAAGAUGGAGCUGCAACAAGAGCUUCGAGUGCGAGACAAAACACACGAGACAUCGGAUUGAACAAAGCAGCGGACCUUGCUGGCGCGCAAGCAGCGGAGAGGGCAGCGUCUGCUGGAAUGGGCAGAAAAGCCCAAAAAAAAGCCAGAAUCGAAGCGAGGAAACGAGUGCUUCAGGAGGCUGGCGUCCAGAGCGGAGAGACGAGCGGGAGCAAAGGCACCGGAGUCAGCGCCCCCCACACAGCAGAGGGGGGAAGUGGAAAGCUCAAUACAAUGUCCAGAAAUGCCGAUGCUGCUUCCGGAUCGCCGGAUGAGGCGACAAAGGUGAACCGACGAGAUGAGGAGACCAAUGGAGCUGUGGGUGAUGGCGCCGUUGAUCUUCCAACUGCCCCACAGCGCCAUCCAACGUCGCAUUUGACGCCUCUCCAAAGCUCCGCGGCAGCACAACUGGCGGGAGCCCGAUUCCGAUCCAUCAACGAAGCGCUGUACACUUCGUCCGGAGCUGAGGCAGUGUCCCUGGCCAAGGAGGAUUCCACACGCAUGCAAGAGUAUCACCGGGGCUUCAGAUCGCAAACGCAGAGCUGGCCUUUGAUACCAGUAGACGCCGUGGUGAAGAUAUUGUGUACCGCAAAGAUUGCCACCAGCUCUUGUGCUGGCAAGCACGUGCGGAAUCCUGUGGUUGUGGAUCUCGGCGCAGGUGAGGCUCCUCUAGCGAAAGCGCUAGCCAAGUUGUCCAACGAAGCCCACCAGACCUCCGGACCAGCACCUGUCGCAGCUUCGAAGAAGAAGCUGACGAACCUCCAUGGUCAUACUUGGAGCGUUCUAAGCUUUGACCUAGACACAUCACCAGAUGGCUGGGUCGUUGGUGCAAAUGUCGCUCAACACGUUCCGCUUCCAGGAGCCCAUCAUCUAGCAGAGGAUCGCGAAGGUGUACAGGACCAUGGCGACGUCCAAAGCAAGGGCAAGAAAGGCCAAAAAGGCACUCAGCGCGCCAAUCCUCAGAUUGUAGACGUUGUCGUCUUUUGUCUGGCACUGAUGGGCACAGACUGGAUGGGGAUGAUUCUCGAAGCCCACAGAAUUCUGCACGAAGGCGGAGACCUCAUCAUUGCAGAAGUUUCGUCCCGGCACACCUCGGUCGAGGAUUUCACCGACCUCAUUCGCGAAGCUGGCUUUGAGCUGAAGAAGAGUGACUCUAGCAACACACACUUUUCCCUCUUCGAAUUUUGCAAGAUCGAAAGACCAGCUCAAAACAGCCCGAAGAACCGCAAAGAGCUUGCCGAGUGGAGGGACAAGUUGUGCGAGAAGGGGAGAAAGGUGUUGAAACCUUGCUUGUACAAGAGGCGGUAGCCAUCGUAAUACUCUUUAUACGCUUGUGCGUGGAGCCGAAGUGCAGCAUUUGCAUGACCCAUCGACAAUGUCUCGUGAACAUGGUCGCAGGAACCAUCCAUGUGCAAGUCGGCACACCAGUGCGCACCAACGAAGAUAUUCAGAGCAAUGCAGAGGCACGCG
Molecule: messenger RNA, 2221 nt
Organism: Ceraceosorus guamensis
Lineage: Eukaryota; Fungi; Basidiomycota; Exobasidiomycetes; Ceraceosorales; Ceraceosoraceae
Exons: 2
Coding region: 146-2059 (637 amino acids)
Biological process (GO): ribosomal large subunit biogenesis; rRNA methylation
Cellular component (GO): nucleolus
Molecular function (GO): rRNA (adenine) methyltransferase activity
Source: RefSeq, a predicted model, not a curated record